Messenger RNA from Cucumis melo (muskmelon), 1034 nucleotides. RefSeq lists its product as uncharacterized. The transcript is spliced from 6 exons. NCBI's taxonomy places the organism in Eukaryota, Viridiplantae, Streptophyta, Magnoliopsida, Cucurbitales, Cucurbitaceae. Gene Ontology annotation, biological process: endoplasmic reticulum to Golgi vesicle-mediated transport; intra-Golgi vesicle-mediated transport. Bases 287 to 847 code for a protein of 186 amino acids. Gene Ontology annotation, cellular component: cis-Golgi network membrane; cytosol; TRAPP complex. The record is from RefSeq and is a predicted model, not a curated record.
UAAAAAGAAAAAAAAAAGGGUCCAUUGGCAUUUUGGGCGGAGGCCAUCAGUUUUUCAUUUCUUUUUUCUUUUCUCUUUUUUUCAUUUCCCGAAUUUUGGAAUCCACAAAGGACGAAAAUGGUAUUUUGAGGAGUUUGUUUCUCUGCUCCAAAGCCUUUCUGCACCGUGACCGCCCUUAUCGUCGGCAUCGGCUACACUCUUCGCUUUCCGAAUCAAUUCUCCGGGCCAAUAAGUACAGCGUUUUCGAAAACUUUUCUUUGUGCUCAGCUCACAAUUCAGAUCCAUCAUGCCGACCGCUGGUCCUCGAUCUGGUGAUGCAAUCUUCGCUAGUGUUGAGCGAGUGAAUGCGGAGCUGUUUACCUUGACUUAUGGAGCGACUGUCCGUCAAUUGCUUACGGAUCUAGAGGAGGUUGAGGAGGUUAACAAGCAGCUCGAUCAGAUGGGUUAUAAUAUUGGAAUCAGGCUGAUUGAUGAAUUUCUAGCAAAAUCUAAUAUCUCUAGAUGUGUGGACUUCAAAGAGACAGCUGAUGUGAUUGCAAAGGUUGGUUUAAAGAUGUUUUUGGGAGUGAAUGCAACGGUGACCAACUGGGAUGCUGAAGGCACAUGCUGCAGCAUUGUUCUGGAGGACAAUCCAUUAGUAGACUUCGUUGAGCUUCCUGAUACUUGCCAAGGUCUCCAUUACUGCAACAUUUUAAGUGGAGUAAUUAGAGGAGCACUUGAGAUGGUGUCAAUGAAAACAGAAGUAACAUGGCUACGGGACAUGCUGAGAGGAGACGACAGCUUUGAAUUGCAAGUAAAAUUGCUGAAGCAAGUCCCUGAAGAAUACCCUUAUAAAGACGAUGAAUGAAAUCACCCACCAAAGUCACUCUUAGUUUCACGUCAUUUCCUCCUGUUCUUUCUUUCUCUUUUCUUUUCUUUUCUUUUUUUUUUUUUUUGUUCUGUUCAUUUGCUCCAGAAAGAGAUAGUGACGUUUCUAAUUCCUUCAACCAUCUAACAUCGUAAUCAAAGUUAUAUUAUAUAUAACAUGUUUUCUA